CUAGAGGACAAGCAUUCAAAAUGGUCCUUCGUCAGUGCUUGGCUUGUAAUUCAAUGGUAAGUCUGAAACGUUAUCUUUUAAUACUAUAUUGUAAUAUCAGCGAAAUUUUGCCAAUCUAUUGUUUCUCAUCCUGGAUUGAUCAAAUUUAAUCAAUAUUCAAUCAUUGCUUGUUUGAUAAAAACGGCUAUAUUUCGUCACACAACAUGAAUAGUGCUGCCUUAAUGAGCGUAUAUUCAUGAUUUUGACGAGAAAUUAAUUUGGUUGUGGAAUCGAUUUAUUUUUAUGAUUAACUGCGUUAAAGUUUAUGGAACUAAAAGCAGUUCGAUUAACGUUCGUAAAGGCCAGUUUGCAUUUAUAGAGAUAUAGCAGUGAACCGGCGCUGUAUUCUCACUACAGUAGAACUAAAUCUCAUAGUAUCAGAUAAUCUGACUAGUUCUUCAUUCAACCAACUCACCAAAAUUACCACACCUGUAGAAAAGGGAAACUGAAGCAGCUUGAUUUUUUUUUUCAGUAAGAAACCUAUUUUUGCGGCCAGGCUUGCACUUCCUAUUGAGGCUUAUUGUAUCCUGUUUUGACUAUCGAGUAUCCUAGUUUAAGGGUCGUCCAAUUGACAUUGUCCAAUGUUGCAUAUCAUGCCGUGCAGAGAGCCACUGUAUUUUCCUGCAAAAAGGCUGCAAAUAUUCUACCUUUACUGUCCAAAUAAAAUAAGAUAUUGUAUUUACAUUUUGGACAUACUAAGAAGCAAUUCCAUUCCACAGUCAAACUGAUCGGUUUCCGCAUUCCUUCUCAGUACCAUAUAAAGAAAUGAACCUCGCUACGAUCCUUUACUUUCACUUCCGUGUCCAUCACUUCCGGUAUAACUCUUGAACCUUUAAUAUUACGAUUAUUAUGAUUUUCUUGAUUUAAAAGCCGAGUUGUCUCAGUAAAUUUAUAAUUAUUAUUUUUAUUGCAAUUAUGUCCAUUCCUUGUAGACUCAGGCAAGAUGUUCGUUCUGGUUAAUAGUCCUCGGGAGCGGGUUGUAACAGUCACCACGGGUCUCAGGUCUCUCUUUUCUUACAGGGACAGUACUUUCCUUAGUAUCUUUGCUGUCCCCAACAAUACUGUUUUCUUAUUCUUAUUCUUAUUAUUGUUAUUAUUUUCAUUGAAUUUUUCCAGUGGAAAUGAAGUAAUUAUCCAACUACAAUCAACUAAGGAAGUUAUAAAUGGCAAUUUUAUCCGGUGUACAAUUCGUUUCAGUUUGCAUGCACAUCCGGGUAGCAAUCGCGGAAGUCGGUUACAUUACUGACCAUGGCAUGGUAAAUGCAAUCUUAAUCUCUUCUCCCCAGAUGACGGAAUCUUGCCGAUCAUGCCAAUGCGGUCACGUAUUUGAGGACACUAAACAAAUUGCUGGAAGAAGAUUCUCAGGUAUGAAUUCGGUAUCUUUCCCACAGUAGUAAGAACCGGCGGUUUCAGAAAUGAAAUUCGUGAGUGCUAAUUGGCAUCGUCUUCAUUUGUUUCAUUUCAUCUCCUACCUCAAGAAUCUUUUGAUAUCGUUUCGUUCAAAGUUCACUCAUAGCAAUUUGAUACACCGCUAGCUUUACUGACGAGAAACUCACUUAUGAGAAACAAAACAAGGAGCUGUGAGGCUAGCUCACAAAAACAUCCGCUAGGGAAGUUUCGCCCAGAGAAUCUCUAUUGGCGAGGUCCCGCCAUCUAUCCUUGCUCCUGGCCGCUAGGGACGUUUCGCCAGUAGAGUCUCUAUUGGGGAAACGUCCCGCCAUCUCUCCUUGCUCCUCGCCGCUAGGGACGUUUCGCCAGGAGAGUCUCUGUUGGCAAAACGUCCCUAACAGCGAGGGGCAAGAAGAGGUGGCUAUUUUUUCAGGCUACUGUGAGGCCGAACAACGCGAAACCCUCACCAGUAGAGAGUUGGGAAGUCUAAGAAAAUAGUAACCGCUUUGGGUGUUGAGCCACAAAGAGGAGUGAGGAAGUGAGUAGUUCAGGGAGAGUAUCAGAGAGUAUGCCGUUUUUGGUAUAUUUGUAGAGCCAGUCCACGUCGUCUUCUUCGACAGAGGAACUUUUUCAGCGGCCUAUUCGUCUAGAUAAGCAUUAAGCACUAAUUUAUUUAAUUGCCUGGCCUAAUUUAAUUCUGUAUUUUCAGAGUACCGUGCUGAGCUGUACACACGUCUGGAAGACAGAAGAGAAAAGCAACUGACUAAGCAAACGCGGAAAGCAACCAAACAAGAAUCUGUGCCACAGCCAUUAAAAGAACGUAAGGUAUUGGUGGAGACAACCAGUGUAGUAAGGCCAACGCGAAACAAAAAUAAUCAGAGACGUCUUGACAAAGUGAACUUAUCUCUGAAAGAAGACUCCCACGUAGACUAUUCAAAAGUUACAUGUAUGUUGCUUGGACUGAAUUAGAACUAAAACAACCAGAUGAGAAUUUGGUUUACAGUAAAAGACCACUGACAAUAGUUUCGCACAUCGUUGUUCACAUUGUUUCAUCAGGCUAUCUGACACGAUCAAUAUUUUAACUCAUGUUCUAUUUUCCUUUUCCACUGUAGAACAACACUGAAGAACUUGCCAUUGUUCCUCCACGUUUCAGUAACCACAAGAACCAUUCGCUUGGCUCUAAACUGCCCCAUCGCAAAAUAAAAACCAAACGGAUUCGUCGGACAGCGGUAAAACCAUCACCUCGCUCAGCUGUUGUGCCAUCAGGACUGGUUUCUAGGCUUCCCAGUGCUCUACAGGAAAUCAACCGCAGAUUAAUAGGACAGAAUAUGAUGUGGUGGAUGUUGCAGUUACAAUAAGAUGAAAGGGAUGGGGCCUGGGGUCCCCACCUUAUUUAUAGGUCAAAUUGAGGCCCGUAUUGCCCCCUGUUAUCUUAGGACUUGAUUAGCGAGGUCCCCACUUACUUAAUUAAUAAUAAUUUAUAAUAAUUUAUGAACUUAUUGUGCGUAGCUUAAAAUGAGAAUGAUCAGCUGCGCAUUACAAAGACAUUACUUUACAAGAAACAAAUAAAAGAUAAUGCAUUUUAAAAAAAAUAAUAAAAAUAACAAUAAAAAGAAUACAUAUGGAUGCAAGUAAGAACUGAAUAUAAAAUUGCUCACCAAUAUAAAGUUCUAAAAAGAUAAGUCUUAAUAUGCGCCUUAAAACUGUUCACAUUAGUAAUCGCACGAAGUUCUUUUGGAAGAGAGUUCCAGAGCGUUGGUGCUGCUACCAUAAAAGCUCUAUCACCUAACGUCUUUGAUCGAACAGCUGGCAUAGAAAGUAAAAUACAACCUGAAGAUCUAAGGUAAUAUAACGACGAUUUAAAUGUUAGUAAAUAAACCGCGUAGAUAUUUAGGAGCAAGGCCGUGAAUUGCUUUGAACGUGAUCAGAAUCCACCAAAGGCUGUUAACAAGCAGGAAAUCCAUUGCCUCGAACGGCUCCAUAAAUCCCAUGGGAGUAUGGCCGAACGCGCGCGCCGUGAUGUUGAUGAGGACACGAAACCUAGGACACAUUUACAGAGGGUGCCCAAUAGGGUUCUUUAAUCCUGUAAUCCCGACCGGAAAUUUCGUGCAAUCCCGUAAUUCCGUAAUCCUGAGGGUUAUUUUUGGUAUCCCACCUCCCGCGCAUACUUUCAAUCCCGAAUCUCGCCCGGAUUUGCUUUAAAAUCCCGAAUCCCGAGCUUCUAAUAAGGGAAAUCCCGGAUCCCGAAAAACCUAUUGGGGACCCUUUUUAUACCGUAUAAAAAUUAAAAGGUGAAAACGGGAAAAACCAAAAAACCCAAUCAAAAACCGGUCAGCCAAUGGAAUCGAUAUAGUUUCCAAACGAAAUAAUCGAGUACUAUAUUUUCCCGGAGCCCAUGGGUUCUGUGACUUUCUAGUUAAACACAGUAAAGAAACAACUUUCAAAGCGAAUGAAAGAAUUGAUCGCGUCCCGUCUUUCAUGGAACGAUUAUAACAAGUAAACCGAAGAAAAGUUUAACCUGCCGUUUUUGUACUUUCCCGAAAGCGGCCUACUGCAUUAAAAGAAGCAAUUUUGGAAAAAUAAAAAAUUAUGUAAUAAACAAAAUUUGUGUCUAGUAUGAUUAGAGAUGACGUCGCCUAGAUACUGCACUUUGCUCUGCAGGCAUUGAACCGAGUCGUCAAAACCAAUCCUGGCAUCACUUAUAAUAAGAUGACUCUUUUACAUCCCCAUUUCACAAGUUUGCACUCAAAACUUAAUAAUUUUAUCUUUCUCAACUGAACAGUCAACUAGUAAAUAUAUCAUCUCAUGCCAAAUUUAACGGGAAAAACACUUACGUUAAACUUUCGAUAUCACUGAUAAGUACGCAAGUCAUGUGGAAUGAGGAAUUUCAAGUCAGCUCAAGCCUUGCAGCAAAUUCUUUUUAAGUUACCAACAGAGACUAAGCGGAAGAAACCUCACUCAUUGGUAAAUGGUUUAUAUUUACAGAACGUGCAAUAUGCCUGGUAGUUAUUUUAAACUCCUCGGGAUUGCUAAAUUUAAAUGAAUAAAGGAAGAAAAAAAAACAAACACUGGAAUUUAUAGUGGUUUGACGUCCAAGGAUUAAAAGGUACUUUGAAUUUUAAGAGGAAGUCCUAGUUGAUACUUGCGGUCGUUGUCUGCAGAUGUGCAAAACUAUAAGAUCAACACUAUUUUUGCGAUUAUCCAGGCGAGGGAAAUUACAGUGACUCGCCACGGUCAUCAAGAGAAAAAGGGCAAGACCUCACAGAAAAUAAGAGGAAUGAUAAGGCGGUGGAUUUUUUUUAAUUUCCUGGCGUUAUGAUGUCAACACUAUAUUUGUUGUUCUGACUGGGUGAUAAGACGUAACACUGCUUCCCACAAAACUCAACUACUCUAACUAUGUGCAAUAUCUAAAGUAAUUCAAGUGAAAAUUCCGGGUGUACUCCCUUUUAUAAGCCAUAUACUAGGUAUAUCUGCCCCAAAAGGAAGGGUUCCGUUUGGGUCUGACAACAGGUGUGGACUUUGCCAAUUUUGGUCUGGAAUCGGGUAUGGUUUUCGAGGUAACUAAGGGAGUGUAAGAACGUAUUUGUCGAUUCAAUUCUAAAUGAAUAAGAAAGAAAGAGUAAAAUUAGAAUUCAAAAUAGAUUUUAAGCUAUCGUUUUGUUGGCGUUGUAGUCUAAAUAAUGACGACAUAAUUUCCUCCUAUAUAAACAUGUACGGUACUGUUUUGUGAGCUAUUACCGGUCUGAAAAGGGAUAGUAGAUUUUACAUGCCAGGUCUGAACACAGGCGUGGAAAUGACAAAAUUUUUGGUCUGAAAUGGGGUCAGGAUUUGGGAAACUGGGCAGCACACCCCCACCAAGAAUUCCAAGGAGUAUUCCCCCGGGUUGAAAAUACGCGGACAUCAUUAAUUCGCAUCACGAGGCUUGCAGAUAUCCACUUCGUCAUCGGUAUUUCUGUCACUUUGGAAUGAAAGUUCCGGUCAAUGUUCGUUCACUCUGCAAAGAACUUAUAGAAUGAGAGUUGUGUCUGGAAAAGGGAGGUCCAUUACCUAUAGCUAUUUAUCCACAACAAUCUGCUUUUUUCAACAUAGUCAAGUAGAGCUAUGAUAAUCACUGACUCUGAAACAACGAAUACUGAAAACAAACAAACUAAUUGGCCUUUUAUAGAACAAUCUCUGUCAGAACGUAAUGAAUGGCAAUAAAACAUUUUGAUUACUUCAGGUAGAUUACAUCUUGGUAAAAAAAAAAAAGAAGAAAGAAAAGAAAACAUAUAUCUUAAAUAUGCUUCAACUCUGACUACAGCUGAGUUAAUAUCCAUCUCAUCAGUACAAGGCAUGAAACAAGUAAUUGGACCACUGACGGUUAGUCUGGUUAGUCGAUCCUAGCCGCCUAUAACAGUGCUAAUAUUUACCUAUGAAUAUUUCAAUUUUAAGGUAGGGUUUGGAUAGUAAUUCUUCAUAUCCCUUGCUGCUUUUCAAAAUCAAAAUAACUGAUUUCUUUUUCUUUCGCUUUACAGCAAAAUUAUUAAAAAAUUCGAGCGAUCAUACGUCUUGCAACAUCAAGUCCCCAUGUUCCCCCGCGCUCAAACUUUUUAACACGUGACGUCACACAUCACCGACGCAAAAUAAUACACGGUUUGUGGCACGAAGUAUUCAUAUGUAUUCUAGGAAUAGGACCUGUCUCUUCACCGUCUCUUCGACUCAAGCAGCUUGCCAGAAGUUCAAAAUGGUUUAUCGUAUGUGCUUUGCUUGUAAUUCCAUCAUGGUAAGUUUGAAAUCAGUUGCCUGUUAUUUCGUUUGAAGAUUCUUAUGUUUAAAUGCUGCCCCAGCUCAGAUAAUUAGUGAUAUUCAAAUUUUCUUUAUUAAUUAUAUUAAUUUUCAUUUUAACGGCUCCAUUUCGUCACACAACAACCUGGCUCAUGCAAAAGGCGCAACUUCUGUAUUUACUUAGUUUCGUCGUUUAAAUGGCAAAUUGCCUUUAAAUUUUUCGAGCUGGAAGUGGGUCGAUCGCACAGCGUUUGCAACAAAGACCAUGAAGCGCGCGCAAUUUACUGGUAAUGCAUACCGAUAGACUACAUUUGUAAUGAAACGGAAAACGAAAUAUCAGUAAAAUUUGAAGGUCGGUGUCUUGUGUAGUACUACGAGAUGAUAGAAUUCCUUGCUACAAAAUUAACACCUUCCUUAAUUUAUACCUCAAAUUAUUUGUAUUUCAUCAGACAUGAAUCAUAAGAAUCCAACUUAUUUCCUGACAAUCAACUGUAGGGUCCAGUGAGAAGGAAAUGAACCACCUUUGACCACCCUUCACAUGUAUAUCCGCAUGUAACAUUUCCCGUUUCAUCAGACAAUCUUCUCAGUGCUUCCUUUUUUGAAAGUCAAAUUUAAUUUUGAUGUUCGAUAAAUAAUAUAUUCAUUUUAGUGUUUUUUUUUUCCUUAUCAGUUUUCUUUCUCAGUUUUCUUGGAAAUUAUGUCAUCUGUAGACUGAUUUGCCGCUACCCGAGCCCACUCAGCCGUCAAGGAAGUUCCAACUUAUCGGGCGACUUAUCAACGAAAAAGGUUUGAAUUCCAUUUAAGCUCCUCUCAGUUUGGCAAUUUAUGCUCCUCUAUUGGGAUUUUUUGUUUUUCUUUUUUUAAAAAUGGCUAUAUUAGCCUAAAGACGUUUGCUUUUGCCAUCGUUUUCUUCGGAAACGUACCGUUAGAACUUCCUUACGGCCGCGGGGCCAGCAGAUCCAUGCGCAUUGAAAACCCAUCAUGGGGCUAAAAAUGUGUACAAAUCUGCCCCAAGAGUAAAACUGCAAGGAAUCACGCCGGCGCUAUCAUGCCAAACCCUGCCCGGUGUAGUCUGUACCUUAGUGGUCAUACCGCGGUAUUUGGAGGUGUGUGCUUCUUGCAGCCAUGGUCCCAAUUAAUAGUUCAAACGAUGGAUAACGCUAGGACACCAACUGCGCUCAGUUUUAUCCAGUGGAUAGUGUUAUCCACUUUCGAACAACAAAUGCCCGACCCUAGAGACGGGGCAGGUACUACGUAGUCUCCUUGAAACUAAAAGGCUACGAAUCGCAAAUCCAGCGAGCGAGUACAUAUAGUUUACCUCAUAGAAAGUGCGGCGUACGGGGUUAUAUUCACGAGUUGUUUGUCUCAAAACCCGAACGACUAAGGUACGAGCACUUUCACUUUCUAUGACCUGGACUGUUUAUUACAAAUAUCACGAGAAUUUUCACUGGAAUAGUUUUCUUAACGUAACAAAUAUUACUAAGAGCAAAUCCGCACAAAUAGUAGAACCACAUGCAAAUUUAAUAACACUGAAGGGCAAAUCUCGCAGCACAUCCCACGUCAUGCUGAACGGACUAACAUAAAACGCACGUACAAAAGGUUAAUCUACUAAUCACGCUACAAAAGACAGACCUCAGCGAUGUGGGGUCGUAUCAUUGUCUCCUUCUUUCUUUCGAACUUGAAGUAGAAAAUUGGCGAUUAACACGUCGAGAUCUCUUGCAUCAAUAUUUUCCAUCUCUCUCGAUUGCUCGUUCCUUGAAACUAAAAACUUUUUUUAACAACGAACUCUGUGUUUUGCUUAAUGUGUUGUUGUUUUCUUUGAAUGCAAACGAUCAACGACUCUGAUUUGCUCCAAGGUAUUUACGCUGUCGUUGAUUGGUUAUACUUCCACAUGUGAAAAAAGCUGUGCGCCAUUCUGAUCGAGCUUGAUCGGCUGUAGAAGCUUUUCUGACAUGUGAAAAAAAAGCGUAUAGAUUUGCACAAAUAAGCUUUACGAAAUAAAAUUCUCGUGAUACGUGUAAUAAAGUAAAUGACGAAACAGUUCUUAUAGUACUUUAACCCACUUGAAACUCAACAGCUACAGAGUGCGUAAUCGUGAAUAAUCAAAUAGUGUAUGAAUGAACCGGUUUCCCGAUGCUUUGGUCGGACCCGAAAGAAGGAGGUCUUGACAGCGUGCAAAAAUCUUACCAAGACGAGAAAAUGUACUAUUGUUUCAAAAGUGUCACAGAUAUACGGAUAAUCCUUCCAGUGGCAAUCUUUGCAAAUAAAGACUUUUUCUCUUGCUUACAAGUUUUUGUACUGAUUCUAUAAUGACUUCAAGCUGUGGGAAUUUAAGAAAUACAUUAUCUUAUUUCCCUGACUGAGAUGACGGAGUUCACGGAUAAAUCAACGAUUUUCCCUCUGAAAAUAACCAAUAUGACUCUCGACCUGAAGUCAUUUAUCGUACUGCUCGGUAUUGCAGUGAAUCACUCAAGAACAUGAUGUAACCUGUGAAGACGUUUUUUGUUGCUCGGCUUAUAGAGGAGAUGACCACACUCUCAUUCAAGAGAGGUUUAGUUAUGUCCUCUUGACUAGGCUUUAAAAAGUGAGACAAGACACGUUCUGCAAGGCAAUCACGCCACCCAUGAAAGAUGACAAAGACUUUUAUUAACGACAAGAGUUGUGCCAGCAGAUGAAAAUUCGCUCAUAAAUUCAUCCUGCCAUGUUAUUGCGUGUGCUGGCUGAGACAAGGGGGUUAUCGCCGAGUCAUGCACACUUUGAAAAACUGCGUUUCCAGCAAAAUAUGAACGCUCAGUCAGCAAAAAACAAGGACAAUUAAUGAGUAAGUGUGGGAAGGCUGCCAAUGCCAAUCAAUUACCCACUGCCACGAAUCAACACCGCUGUGGGACAGGACAAAGCAAGAACAAACGUUCAAAAACAAAAUAUGCCAGCAUGAAAGCCUUUUCCCCUUGAAAUUAAGUGGCAAUGUGAGUCGUGUUAUUCUUGCUUUUCUGAAAACCUCUAUCAGUAACAACCUAAACGAUCUAAGGUAGCAUUCUGUUCCAGUUACGACAAACUGCCGCAAGCUCCUCAAACAAGGAAGACGAGUUGACCCAAAACUAGUCAAACCAGUUUAUAGCUAAAUCAAAUUUCUAACGAUUACAUGUUCUAAAAAAAGCUCACGAAGCUUUUUUUUUUUUUUUUUUUUAGAAAUUCUUUAUGAUCUUCCCGUAAAUGAAAAUUGUUUUCAUAAAUCCGAAUAGAGUUUUCUUUUUUUCGCAUCAAACAUCUAUUUCGAGAAAAGUUUUCGUUUUGGCCACGCAUCGUGACGCCUGAAUUUUUUAAAACUGUUUGACGGGUGACGUCAUCAUCGCCAACACAAAACCGGCUUGUGGCGUAUUAUAUCAAUUGCGCAAAAGUCUAUCACCCCCAUUUCAGAUUAGCAGUUGUCGUUCAAAGACCGUAUUUCUCCAACGCUUAUAUAUUCAAAAUGGUACUUCGACAGUGCUUAGCGUGCAAUGCCAUGGUAAGUUUUAAAAAUGACCUUAUGAUUUCACUGAAGAUAGCAAUAUUACUGCAUACAGAGGAGUUUAUUUCGAGAAGGCAAAAUUCAAAUUUAUCUUUGUCCGUUGAUAAAAUUAAUUUCCAUAUUAACGUUCUAUUCCGUCACACAACGACGAGAAGAGCAACUUGAUUAGUUUUGGUCAUGUUGACAACAACUUGCUUCCUGUGGAUCGUUGUCUAAAUUACAAAUUCGCAAAAAUUUAUCGACUUAUUGAACCUGCAGUUAAAUCUCAAGUAUUUCACGGUAGUUUUAUACGCUUGCCAAGCACGCGUUGGCGACCCAAGGCAGGUCAAGGCGGGCUCUCGAAACUAUUGUACACUCACAUUCUAGUUCAAGUAACGUAAGCUUACAUAAAUUGAGACUAAGGGGGUUGCCUAUAUUUUGUCGAACACAAUUUCCAAGAUCUGCACUAAGAACGUUGUUUUCGGAGCAAGCCCUAGAAACCCUCUCCCUUUUGUCAUUUUGCGCCCUCUCACAACCUGAUGUAAAAAAAUCAACAAAUCUGCUGGGUCAGGUUCUCUAAAACCCUAAAUACAUUAGCGGAUUUGUAUCUUACUUGUUUUAAGGGAUUCAGCCGUUUUAUCAUUUGAUUGGCAACUUGUUAGAUGGAACAUGAGUCCGCUAUGAACGGAUGUUAAUCUUGCAUAUCAUAGUCGCGCUUUUUCGACCAAUUGUGAAACACAAGCAUUCGUGUUAAAAACUCAGUUAACCCUUACUCAUUUCGAUUCAGUAUGCUGACUUCAGGUAUAUUUUCACGUCAAAAUGAAUAUUUCAGGUUUAAACAUAUUUGACUACUUCAGCCAUCACAGCAGUUUCAGUUUCGUAGAGGUCGCAAAGAUUCUUUUACAGCCGAUCAGCUCUAAUUUUACCCGGUGCCGUUCAGAGAAAGUUGGUGAAGUUUCUCCUUUAAAGCUCCUCACAAGUAUUAGGAAAAUCAGUCGCGUUAUCCAGUGGAUAGAGAUUUAUCCGAUGGAUAGCGUUAUCCACCUUUUCAACAACUGGGGCCUGGAGUUAAAACCAAGAUACAAUUUUACGUGUAAAGGUGAUAGCUUAAAACUAACAAGCUAUGAACAAAAUUACCCGAAGUGAAGUUUACUUCACAAUUUUGAAUUAACUUGUUUUAUAUCCAUUAUUUGACUUCAUGUCAAACUGCACAAACUCGGGUGAUUACUGAAAAAAUGAAUCAUGCGCACAAGCAUUGCAAUAAUCAUCCUCACCCCUCUCCCCAGAUGACAGAUUCGUUCAGAUCCUGCGCCUGUGGUCACGUGUUUGAGGACAGGAAACAGAUUGGUGGAAAGAGAUUUUCAGGUAGGAAUGUCAUGACGCUGGUUAUAACUGGUUAUUGGUCUCAUUUGCAUAGAGUUAGUGAUAUCGAUAUAGGGAGCUGUAAACACUUGGUGUUCAGACAUAGAGCCCGAGUACCGAACUCGCUCAGCACUAAUGUGAACACGCCCUUUUACGGUAUAUACGCAAGAAUUCGGGCAUGGUGUCAGUGCCGGAGUACUCGGGCACUGUACUGGGCACACGCCUCUGUGUGCACACCUUUCCUCUUAGCUCGGAGGCAAUCUACUGCUUUGUAAACCCAUAACUCCUCUCACGCACACGUUACAAAAUAGCGUUGCAAGUAUUUACGCAGUUACGUAUGAUGGUGUUGCGUACACCCAAGAUGUGAACACAAUAACAUUUUGUGCCAGUAAUUUGAGACACCAGUGCUCGGCCAGAACCAAGUGUGAAGCCGCCUUUAACGAAUCCCAUUUAAACUACCUGUCAAUUCAACGCAGGGGUACUUGCGUACUUGGACAUUGUUGGCCGCCUGUAAGAGGGUCAAAAACGGACUUGAUGUAAAAGCCUGUUUCAACUAAUAAGGUUCUUGUUUUAACAAGAAUCCUUUAGACAACCGCCUUUCCUUCCCAAAAGUAAAGAGUUGCCAUUAGCGACACAUACAGUCGAUUCCCGAUAACUCGAACCCUUGCUAACUCGAACCACGAUCGAUUUCUCCUGGAUUACUGUACUUUUACCCUCGAUGACUCGAACCUUCCUCUAACUCGAAGUAUUUUUUUGUUUCUGUUUAGAUCAUUUCUAUGUAAUUUUGACCUCGAUAACCCUAACUAUGUUUUACACUCGUGACAAGUCGAAAAAAAAAAAAGAGAAACAGUUCAGUACUGCAGGUCCCGGCGAAACAUUGAAUUUAAUUGAAAUUAAAACAAGCAUGUAUUAUUUUGCCUUUACUUUUUUUGUCAGUCCAGUCAAAUGCAGUAUCCAGCCCUGUAUAUUAAUCAAGCUUUGUCAUUUGUGAUUUCGUUUGAUUCCUUUUUCAAAAUACCAGUAUAUCUCUUUCUGCCCUUGAAGUUAAGUGUACAUGGUACUUAUUUUAAUUGCACACCUUGACAAUCGUCAUUUUCUUAUUUUCGGUUAUUGGCUUCCAACUCCCCAUACCGUAUUUAUUCGAAUAAGCGCCCAACCUCGAAUUAGCGCCCACCUCGAAUAAGCGCCCAUCCUAAAGGCAGAAAAAGUUAAUAAGCGCCCAGCCUCGAAUAAGUGCCCCCCCACCACACCUUCCUCCCACUCCCGCUCAAACUCAAAUUAGCGACCACCCCUUAAACUGAAUAAGUACUAAUAAGAGACUUUCCCGAAGACGGAGUUUUCUUCAAAGUAUUUUACAGGAACCUUGCUUUGUUACAUCUUCGCGUUUUGUUAUUACCAUUUAUUGUUUUGUUGCAAAAUACACAUACUACACUUGCUGAAAAUGUUGAAAAUUUAAUAAGCGCCCAGCCUCGAAUAAGCGCCCACCUCGAAUAAGCGCCCACUCUCAAGGUCCAAAAAUUUAAUAAGCGCCCAGGGCGGUUAAUCGAAUAAAUACGGUAACUCCAACUUUUCUCUAUUUCCCCAGAAGGUGCGAGUUAUCGGGAGUCGACUGUAGAUUAGACUACGAGUGAAAUCGCAAACGAGUCAGCACUGACGAAUUUGGAAUUGAAGCUAAAUGCAUCCCCGGAAUAACAACGCUUUUCUUUUGCUGACUAGCAUGCACUCGUGGUCGUACUUAACUCAAUCUCGUUCUGUCACGUAGUCCAAAUCUAAAGCGACGGUCGUCGAAGAUAUUUAUAUACCAUUCCCUUAAAGUAUUGCAAUAUGAUGAAGAUACCAGGAAAUGCUCUUAUAAACCGACUAAAUUAAAAACGCUGUGAAAGCAGCACUUUUCUUUCACUGGCAUAAUUCGUCUCGACAUAAAAGAUUCACGCAUUUUUUGGGUUGUUGUUAAAUUUCAGAAUAUCGGGCAGAGUUAUACACUCGUCUGGAAAACAGAAGAGAAAAACAGUUAAAGCGGAAAAAGAGACUGCAAGCGAAUGAAACAGAAACUGGACCACAACCUCUAAAGGAGCGAAAGGUACGUACAGUGUAGGAAAGCUAGAGAUGCAAUUAGUUCCUACGGACUCUACGGUGCUGUGGCAAUGAGGGAGUUAUCCAUGGCGGGCCCCGUCAAACCUGUGUAGCAGGCGUUCGAAGGACAAAGGAAAGAGAAAAUUAAGUUAGGGCGCAAGUGCACAUGGGGGGCACGCGAGGGAAGGAGAAAGAAGGAAAGUAGGAAUUCCUUUCCCUCUUUUCUUGCGCGUCUAACGUUCCCUACCCUCUACUUUCAAACGACUUCCACACGGGCUUCGCAUCGCUAGUUCAGGGCCACCGAGGAAAAUUUCCUUUUGUCGUAAGAUUUACUUAAAACUGGUGACUCAACUGCUUGAAUACAACACUUGCGGGAAAUCAUUAAAUAGAAAACGACGCCAGCUAUUGAACUGAAGACAAAAUACUAGGAGUUGUGCUGUGAUGGACUGUGACAUUUUUCGGCAUGGAGUGACCGUUCAUGGUCCUAAGCGCUAGGAACUCAUAGUGGAGUCCUGUAGGUGCUUUAUUGUGCAUAAAUAGAAAGGGCUUUGGUAGCGCAGUUUUUCUGUAGCCUAAAAGGACUAUGACACCUUAUUUGCUAUUGCUAAUGUAAUGUCUUUAUCACCUUCAUAACUCUACAGUAUAUAGCAUUCUGGUGACAUGCCCCUCUAAGCGAGCCUUAAAGGAGCUGUGUCACGAAAUUCAGACAAAUUAGGUAAUUACAAAAUGCCCGUUAGAUUAAGAGAAACAUAAAAAUAACCACUUAAAACAUUAGAGGAAGGUUAAAAUAACACAACAGAUACAACAGAUGCCACGGAUGGGCAAAACUGAAGAAGACUGAAACGGAUUGAAAUUAGGGUUUUUGAAAACUGUUCACUGGCCCAACAGUUUUUCAAAGUUGAUCUCUGCUGUUUGCAACUUCAAAUAUAAUGAUCAAGAGACAUAUCUAUUUGUCUCGAAUCUUUGAUUUUUGUCAUUCACAUGUAAUUUCUUUGCUUACAUUAAGUUCCAUAGCGAUUACGGGCGAGCAAUUGGCAAAAUUAAACAAAAUGAACUGGACUGCCGUGACACAGCCCCUUUAAGCUAGCCUUCUCUUUCCCACAGUAAUUUCAUAUUUUCUUGAACGUUGCCUCAUUUUUUCCCCAAUUUAGAUUAAUGUUGAAGACUCCACAGUUCUUCCUUCUGGUUUUGAACCAAAGAACUACACCUUCAGCUCCAAAAAGCAUCACCGUAAAAUAAAGGGCAAAAAGAUUCAUCGGCCGUCACCGAGCCCAAGCACCGUACCACCGGAACUGGUGUCUAGGCUCCCAAGCGCUUUACAGGAAAUUAACCGAAGACUGACAGGACAAAACAUGAUGUGGUGGAUGAUGCAGUUAAAUUAAAAAUAUUGUCGGUCAGCAUGAUAAAUAUAAGAGCUGAUCAGCGGAAGAGCCUUUAUCGCAAUCGUGCAUGAGGAUCUUGUAAAUUCUAUUUAUAGAGGGAAUUUUUAUAUAUGUACAUACACGGUCGUCCAGUCCCGGAAUUUGCCUAGUGCUGCAUGGUCCUUCAGUGAGUUGAUAGUUGUCAUUCGUCAUUCAUUCUAAAAGAGUUGCCACUGAGCAUAAGAGAAUGAGAGGACUUCGUUGCCUAGAUGAAGAUCUCCCGACGUCACAGGUUUAAUGCAUAAUGCAAGUCAGCUAUGAGGAUCGAACAAAGUGAUAAACAGUCAUCUUGAAAUAAUGAUUGUCUACUGACUGUACUGGAAAAAAAAACAGGCAAUGCCGUUUGAGAAGAGUACCGCCUCC
Molecule: messenger RNA, 14898 nt
Organism: Porites lobata
Lineage: Eukaryota; Metazoa; Cnidaria; Anthozoa; Scleractinia; Poritidae
Source: the annotation of a GenBank genome assembly